AUGAUGAGAGGACGCUGGAGAAAACUUGGUGCAACUGUUCGACCGAUCUUGACGGACAUUCCCGGGUCGAGCCUGAUGUCACUCAAUCGUUCCACAACUUCUCAUUUCUCCUCGGCGACCCAAGAAAUUAAUGAAGCAAAUGAACGGUGCCUAGGGUCAGUCCAGAUCAAUAGAACUGCCGACGGUCGAGGCUACGGAAUCUUUGCCAUGCGUCACUUUGCGCCAGGCGAACGUGUCAUUGAAUCGAUUGCCCUCAAAUCCUUUGACAAGCCUCAUUCCCACUCGAUUCAAGUGGACUGGAAGUCGCAUGUCUAUAUCGAUCUACCAGCUCGCUUUUUGAAUCACAUGUGUGACCCUAAUUUGAGGGCCCAACUCAAUGAUUCCAAUGCCUACGACUUUGUGGCUCUGAGGACGAUUGAGGAAGGAACGGAAGUUGGACAUGAUUAUGAAACGACCGAAUACGAGCUGAGUGAACCAAUCCAAUGCGGAUGCGGUUCACCCAAAUGUCGAAAAGUCUUGAAAGGAUUCCGCUACAACGAAUCUGAAAUUCUGAAAACUCACGACCAGCAGGUCCUAUCGCCAUAUCUCUUGUCUAAUAAAGCAAUCAGACUGACAUAA
This is a messenger RNA of Cylindrotheca closterium, 618 nucleotides long. Lineage: Eukaryota; Bacillariophyta; Bacillariophyceae; Bacillariales; Bacillariaceae. The record is from the annotation of a GenBank genome assembly.